CCCAACUGGGUCAGAGACACGUUGUCUUCAGGCAACCCAUGUGCUCACAUGGAACAUAGAGCAAAGAGAAGCAGGAGAAGAGCAGGAGGCGAAGAGAGAAGAAGGGAGAGAAGGGAAGAGCUCUCAUAGCUGCUAAGUUGAUAAGGACGAAGAAGAAAACAAGAACUCGCACUUCUUGUAAACUCUUCUUGAGAGAACAGAGAGAGAGAGAAGGAGAGGAGAUGAGGGAGGGGGGAGAUGGGUUCCUGCGGGCGGACCAGAUCGAUCUGAAGAGCCUGGACGAGCAGCUGGAGAGGCACCUGAGCCGGGCAUGGACGAUGGAGAAGAAGAAGGAGGAGGAGAGAGAGGGCGGCGGCGGCCGAGGGGAGAGGCAGAGGCAAGAAUGGGAGAUCGAUCCCUCUAAGCUGGUCAUCAAAGGGGCCAUCGCCCGGGGCACCUUCGGCACCGUCCACCGCGGUGUCUACGACGGCCAGGACGUCGCAGUGAAGCUGCUUGAUUGGGGAGAAGAGGGUCACAGGACAGAAGCUGAAAUUUCUGUACUCAGGACAGCUUUUUCUCAGGAAGUUUCUGUUUGGCAUAAGUUAGAUCAUCCCAACGUAACCAAGUUUAUAGGUGCUACAAUGGGUGCCGGAGAUCUAAAUAUACAAACAGAAAAUGGCCUUCUUGGCAUACCAAGUAAUGUAUGCUGUGUUGUCGUCGAGUACCUUCCUGGUGGUGCACUGAAAACAUUUCUUAUCAAAAACCGGAGAAGAAAAUUAGCCUUCAAAGUUGUCGUUCAAUUGGCUCUUGAUAUUGCAAGAGGACUGAGUUAUCUGCAUUCAAAAAAGAUCGUGCACAGAGAUGUGAAGACGGAGAAUAUGCUUCUGGAUAAGACAAGAACAGUAAAAAUUGCUGACUUUGGUGUUGCUCGUGUUGAGGCUCAAAAUCCUAAUGACAUGACGGGUGAAACAGGAACACUUGGUUACAUGGCACCUGAGGUCCUCAAUGGCAGUCCCUACAACAGAAAAUGUGAUGUUUACAGUUUCGGCAUUUGCUUAUGGGAAAUAUACUGCUGUGAUAUGCCAUAUCCUGAUCUUAGCUUCUCAGAGGUUACGUCUGCAGUUGUUCGGCAGAACUUGAGGCCAGAGAUACCAAGAUGUUGCCCAAGCUCUCUGGCCAAUAUAAUGAAGAGAUGCUGGGAUGCGAACCCUGACAAGAGACCCGAGAUGGAUGGAGCGGUGGCUUUGUUGGAGGCGAUAGACACAUCAAAGGGUGGAGGAAUGAUCCCUCUUGAUCAGCCCCAAGGAUGUCUCUCAUGCUUUCGCAAGAAGAGAGGCCCUUGAUAACUCAAGACAGCAAACCAGGGCCCUUUAAUCGCUCCAAGGAUAUAGACCUCGGCGAUCAGAUUGUACCUACCUAGGUAGACGAACCUGGUUUCCUGGAGCUGAGGCAGUGGGAUCCUUGUUUUAGUUGAGGAGCUCUGCACAUCUCUCAGUUCUAUAAGAUGAUGUAAAGAAUUUUUCAUCUUUGUGUGCAUUAAAUCAUUGGCCGGCCAGUUUUAGGAUUAGCUGACUUUUCAGAUGUCCUGUAAGAUGAUUCACAUAUAACCUAUUCUAGUUUAUUUUAAUCUUCUUUUUAAAUCUCCUUCUUUACAGAAAA
Phoenix dactylifera (date palm) is the source of this 1638-nucleotide messenger RNA. Its product is annotated as serine/threonine-protein kinase 52-like. The record is from RefSeq and is a predicted model, not a curated record. Gene Ontology annotation, cellular component: plasma membrane. Lineage: Eukaryota; Viridiplantae; Streptophyta; Magnoliopsida; Arecales; Arecaceae. Gene Ontology annotation, molecular function: ATP binding; protein serine/threonine kinase activity. Gene Ontology annotation, biological process: protein phosphorylation.